Acanthosepion pharaonis is the source of this 1239-nucleotide messenger RNA. The record is from the annotation of a GenBank genome assembly. Lineage: Eukaryota; Metazoa; Mollusca; Cephalopoda; Sepiida; Sepiidae.
AUGUGCACGCAAUUUUCUUACUUGACUGUCUCCCUGAUAACCGCUGCGGUUCCUGCAUAUCAGUGGGCUACGGGCAAGAUAUUCGAGUACAUUGCCAUUCGUCAUCCCCUGAAGGCGAAGUACAUAUGUACGCUGGUACAUGCCCGUGUUGUCAUACUGAGCGUGUGGUUGCUGUCUUUCAUUUGCUCCAUUCCAAUUUUAUUUGGACAACAACACAUCGAGGUUGGAUAUCGUCGUAUAGGUUACUACUGCCUGAAAGAAUGGUCGAAACAAUUCUAUUCCAAAUUUUAUGAGCUGUACAUGCUGAUUCUCAUGUUGGUCAUACCAUCUGUUAUCAUGACGGUGGCAUAUCUUGGAAUUUGUCAGGAAAUGUGGAACGUUACGUACCGUCGAGCUGAUAUGAGAAGUGGAAGCAUGGCGGAAAAUGGCCAAGUUGAGACGAAUACGCCUAGUGGUACGGGGUUCAGGAGUCUGCGGAUAUCCGGGAAUACGAAACGCAAGAAAAAGAAUACAACCGUAGAGGAUGACAAGACAAAAAUGCAGGUUGUCAAGAUGCUGGUGGUUGUUGUUCUCUUGUUCAUCAUCUGCUGGGCUCCGAUACUCAUCAAUAACGUUCUUGUCGGUUUCCAACAUCUAAACCCGCUAAAUUACGGCUAUCUGAAACCAAUGCGUAUUGUAUUUAAUUUAAUGGCAUAUUUUAAUAGCUGCAUCAAUCCGAUCGUUUACUCCUUCAUGUCAAAAAACUUUCGGGAAACAUUCAAACACUCGUUCCGUUCCAUUUUUCGAGGCCGUUUCAGAAAUGACCGCAAGCGGACUGGCAGGAGUACCGUUUCUUUUGCGACUCGCUCUACCUCCUUAAACCGGACUCAUUCCACGUUAUUCUUUUCUCUUUCUCUCUUUCCCUCCCUCUCUCUCUCUCUCUCUCUCUCUCUCUCGUUCUCAUUCUCUUUCCCCUUCUUGCUCUAUCAUUUUCUCUCUCUCUUUCUCGCUCUGUCAUUCUCUCUCUCUCGUUCUCUCUCAUUCUCUCUCCUUCCCGCUCUCUCAUUCUCUCUCCUUUUCGCUCUCUCAUUCUCUCUCACAAUAUCUCUCUCCCUCUCGCUCUCACUUUUUAUCUCUCCUUCUCUCAUUCUCUCUCCCUAUCGCUCUGUUUCUCGCUCUCUCAUUCUUUGUCUCCUUCUCGCUCUCUCGCUCUCUCGUUCUCUCUCUCGCUCUCAUUCUCUCUCUUCGUCAAGUAACUAG